Blastomyces dermatitidis ER-3 is the source of this 3616-nucleotide messenger RNA. RefSeq lists its product as uncharacterized. The record is from RefSeq and is a predicted model, not a curated record. Lineage: Eukaryota; Fungi; Ascomycota; Eurotiomycetes; Onygenales; Ajellomycetaceae. The transcript has 4 exons. Bases 770 to 1978 code for a protein of 402 amino acids.
UUUCUUUUUCUUUUUCUUUCUUUCUUUCUUUUUUUCUUUACUUAUUUUUUCCCUCCCUUCGAUUUAUAUUCCUAGGCCUUCUUCCUCCAUUAUUUCACUCAUUCCCCUCUCUUCGUCUUCUCCUUCUUAUCCAUUCCCUCUUUCUUUCCGUUCUCAAGGCAAAAAAAGGGGGGGAAACAACCAUUUCAACCAGUCUUGUUGUAUCUCUCUCUGCAAACGGCAUUGCGGGGGAACAUCCAGACUUGUUGGUGUACACAAUCUAGGCUCCUUGGGUUUCGAAUCAGCCCGCUGCCCGAGAUAAACAGUUAAAAAAAUAAUUACAGUUAGUUGGUUGCCUUACGAAAGAAACCCUCGCUGCCUCGCGAUGCACAAUUCGGACUCUUUUCUCCUCCCGACCUUAAAAAAAAAAAAAAAAAAAAAAAAAAAAAAAAAAAAAAAAAAAAAACCAGUUGCAUGCAUAUUCCGUUCUCGCGCCCGCCCCCGGAGAAAAAAAGAAAAUAAUAAUAAUAAUAAUAAUAAACAUUCGUUUGCCUUACGAUAAACACGUCAAUGCUUCGAUAAAUCCUCAACAACUUUGCUUUUCUUUCUAUGGGUUGGUUGUCAUCAUUUUCACUUGGGAACACAGACCAGCCCUCUCUCUCUCUCUCAACCAAAAAAAAUAUACCCUUCCAACACGCAUCACCACUCUUUAUAAUGACUAUUUGUCGAACCUUGACACUGUUCUCCGAAUUUUCACCUUAAUCCCCCUUACCUUAAACCGUCCAGAAUCAUGCCACGAAGAGCUCCGGACAAUAUGGCUCUAUCCGUCCGGGUGGAGGCCAAUCUGUUUACGGCGAUGAAGGCCACCGCUUUUAGCACAUACCCCGGCGACACUCUCGCACACGUUUUGGCAGCUCGUCUCGAUCGAGUUCAGCCUCAAGGCCCAAGAGGACAAUGGUCCCCCGUCAGAGUCAUCCCCAAUAUAGACGAUGACCCAGAUCAGGGCGUCGACAAUCAAUGCUGGACUCUAACAACGGAUCCUACCAUAUACCCCAAUAACCCGGAAUGGUUCGAUGAAUACGUAACUCAAUCGAUUAAAAUCAUCUCCCCGCCCUAUUUUAUCCACGGACCUGGGUGGGAGGCUGAUUUCCAGCGGGUAUUCUCACAACGAUCAGAGCACUAUAACCCCAUCGUGCGCUACGGAAUCAUGUACACUGAGUACAACCCCAGCACAAGUCUCAACGUACGCAUAGGAAACGGCACAAAUCCCGGCGCAGGUUUCCCCUUUCACAUUGUCCGCAACCUUGCCAUGAUCUUGCUGGUAUAUGAACCAGAGAUAGACAGAAUGCUCCGCCUUCAUACCUUCCCUGCUCAUCAAAACAAUCCCAGACGAUGGUUAACGCCGCUUCAAAGCCCACACUUUCGGCCGCCGAAUCUCCCCCAUUCAUGCCCUCCUGAUAUGUUAGCUUCUCAUCUCCUAAACACAUGCCCCGAUUUGCGAUCAGUUGUCCGUGCCAUGAACCCAAGUCUUACCGAAUUUUGCCGGCCCAAUACCCACUCCUACUAUAAAUACGACUUCUCCUCCCUUCUAGACCCCACGGACGAACCAACCCCAACCACGAACCAGCCCAACGGACAUCCCGCUCCUCCACAGCCAACACAUUCGAAACGAAAAACCGUCCAAUUCCGCCUUCCAAGCAACUUGGUGGUAGAUCCUGAGAUAUUAAUCCACUGGGUCAGAUUACUCGCGAGCCUGGUUGAAUUCGCAAAAGAAGUACAACUCGAUACGCUGAACGAAACCCUCGGAGUUACCGUCCCAGAUUUGGAGGCUAUUAACAACAACCAGGGAGAUACCACAGUGGGUGCAAGACCGCCUGAAUUUGCCUCUGUUCAGCCCCCAGGAUCGUUAUUACGCCUUUUCACGGCCAUGGAGCAAGCACAAAUUCCGUUGGACUCCGAUACCGCCCGCUUCUGGCACCGGCGGAGGACGAGAGCGUGAGAAAGUUUGACAUAUAUGAAUUGUUUAUCUAACUGACAUAAGCUAUUAUGUAUCGCGGCUGUCAAUUGGCAAAGCGAAAACGGAUUUACAGGAGGUUUAUUGCCUAAGGGAAUUUGCAGAAGUGAACAGACGGACAACAAAUUAAAAUUGUCAAUCUUUCCCUUCAAAUGAGUCAUGACCUACAUAAAAUAUAAUACGAUGAAUGGGCGGACUAUUCAAGAAUUUUUGGACAUGAAUAAUAUCUAAUGUCUCCCUCGAUAAAUUGUUUUUCCCUUCUCGAACUACCCGGAAAUCGUUGGAGAAAACUCGACGCCCAUACGCCCCCCCCCGUUGAUUGAGCGCCCCCUGCUUUCGAACCCAUGGUGCUACUCAUGUGAAUGUUGUCGCCAGAUAACUAACUCUCUUGGGAUCAUACCUAUAAUACCUGGGACACCGACCAUACAAUUGAAGAUUGGAGUUGUUGGAUAUUUUGGAUAUAUUUGGAAACGCAGUCUACGAAACGACUGACGCACAACAACGAUUUCCCAUCCAUCGUCUCCCUCUCUCGCGCUCUGCAACGACUGACUGAGCAACGAAAUCACCACUUCACUAAGAGACCUAAGAGACCUUGGAAACGCAACGCUCAAAAAUCAGAUUCCUAGAGGACGGGAGAAUGGUUGUUGAUAGAAUCUCAGGGCCCACGGGUAACGUUGAUCAGGAAUAGGAUGUGAUGUUGAAAGGAGGGGUGGGAAGAAAAAGAAAAAAAGAAAAAAAGAAAAAAAGAAGAAGUAGACUUCCGUCGCCCAGUGGACGGAACGUGUUUCAAGAAUUGGACGGAUUUGCCAGUCCCCUAAGGUUGCAUGCAUGUUGGUGUCUUCUUCGCAUUUGCGUCGUUUUUUCUCUUGCUGUCCUCCCUCUCCCCUACAUCUCAGCGUUUUCUCUUUCUCCAUAAUUUUUGUUUUUUUGCCUGGCUUCUUCACCCGUUUCUCUCGAUUUUUUUUUUGUCUCGCUUCUUUCCCAAGGCUAGCUAUACUUAAUAUCCUUUUUUAUACCCCCCCGCACCACACACACUCACACACACACCACCGGCCCGCCCCGCAGAUCCCCACAGCAUUUCCUUCCUCUUAUUUUUUUUUAUAUCUUUCCAAAAUAUAAUCCCAUGCUCAUUUAGUUUUCUAACAAACAAGUUUUUUUAACACCUCGUUUACUUAGAAACGGGGUUUUAAACUACCCGCGCCGCGCUAUGACAACCAAACUAAAGAGAAAGCAAAAUACUAUAUAUAUAUUUAUUUUUCCGUUUUAUUUAUUUUGUGUUAUCUCUUUUCCCACUAUUCAAUUUCUAUCUAUCUCCCUUUUUAUCCCCAAUUGCUUCCUUCCUACUUUUCUCUUUUGUUUCUUUUUUCCUUCUGCUUUUUGCCAGACAAGAUAUCCGAAUCCAAACGAAACGACACAUCCAAGAAGUUUUUAACACAGAAAUUGUACCCAUACCUAUACCUAUACCUAUAUCAGUUUUUGCAAAUUACCUGCAUACACCACCACCCUCCCACACCACACAUAUAUAUACACCCACACAUCACAUACACAUGCCUAUAUACAUAGUCUAAUAUAUUAACAUUUAAUAAAUAAUAAAAGCAUGCCUUACCCAGCCGGCUAACACAA